Trichoplusia ni (cabbage looper) is the source of this 4542-nucleotide messenger RNA. It is a transcript of the gene pygo, whose product is annotated as protein pygopus. The transcript has 3 exons. Lineage: Eukaryota; Metazoa; Arthropoda; Insecta; Lepidoptera; Noctuidae. Bases 525 to 1985 code for a protein of 486 amino acids. The record is from RefSeq and is a predicted model, not a curated record.
AAUAUCACAUUACAAUGAAAGAUUAUGGUUGAAUAGUAUCAACCCUUGCAUGUUUAAAAAACUAUUUGAGAGACCAGGACGCCCUCUCGCGGGAAUUUCUUCAUGAAAGUACAUCGUGAAUGUGGCGUGUGUUGUUUGGAAUACUGUGAGUCGUAAAUAAAAAUGCUUAUAUUGCAUUACUAAAUCUUGUUGUAAGUGAACUUCGUGUGUGUUAUAACAUUAUACAAACAGAAAACGAUAUGUGAAUAACAAUAACUGGCCCUAAAAAGUGAUUUAGUUCUGGUAUUUGGUCAUAUGUUGCAGUUGCACGCCUGCUUUAGGAUCUCACUCAAUGAAGACAAAAAAAAAUAAUCAGUAAUUCCGAUGCUAAAUUGAUAAUGCAAAAUAGACACAACCAGUCUUCCGGCACGUUAUUGCGCUUUCUCGUGACAAUGCGGUGCCUUAUCUGCAAAUAUAUUUUCUAAUGUGUUAAUAACAUCCAUUCUUAAUCAUGGUUGUAAGAGUUGAAACUGAAUAAUAUCAGGAUGAGUCACAAUCUGGCUGGAAUGCCAUCCUACAGGCUGCCAGGCCCAGGAUUAGGGCCUCCAGACUUCAAGCCUCCGAUGGACACGCCGACUCCGCCGGCACCAGCGCCAAGUAACCCAAAAAAGCGGAGGAAAACAUCAAAUGCUAACAAUGCCUUAACACCACCACAGCCACCUCCCACAGCACAAGAUCUUCUACCUCCCCCUCUAACAGGAUAUGGAGACACAAUUGUUGCAUCAAACCCUUUCGAUGACUCUCCCUCCACUGUAUCACAUAAUGGCCCUAUGAUGAGUCAGAAUGGAUCAAUGAUGAGUCAAAAUGGUCCGAUGGGAAUGAUGGGACCAAUGCACAGUAUGGGUGGCCCACCAAUGAGGCUCAUGAGCCCGCAUGGGAUGAGUCCAAUGAACCCACAAAUGCCUCCAAGAGGUGGUAUCAGUCCGAUGGGUAAUAUGAGUCCUAUGGGGCAUAUGGGUGGUAUGUCACCAAUGGGAGGUCCAAAUAUGAGUAUGAGUAAUCACAACAUGGGACCAGGAAUGGGCCCUUCAUCAAGAUCAAUGGGUAGUCCAAUGAGCCCCAUGAAUUCAAUGCCAAUGGGCUCACCUAUGUCAUCAGGUCCCAUGGGAAGUCCCAUGAAUAUGGGUUCAAUGGCAGGAAGCCACAUGAGCAAUAGUCCCAUGGGACCACCUAUGCAUAGUCCACUGGGAGCAGGAUCAAUGAAUGGACCUAUGAAUGGUCCCAUGGGUGGUGGAGGUCCUGGAAUGAAUGUACCUCGUAUGAAUGGACCUAUGGGACCAAGUUGUUCUAAUGGAUCUAUGGGACCUAGUAACUCUAUCAUGUCUUCAAACCCAAUGCAAGGUGGUGGUAUGGGGCCUGGCCAUUGUGGCCCCAUGAGACAUGGUAGCCCUAUGCCAUCAGGAAUGGGAAGUGGUCCCAUGGGCGGAAACGGACCCAUGUCCUCCAUGGGCCCUGGCCCACCAUACUCCAAUACCCAUAUGGGGCAUGGUGGACCAAUGGGCAUGGCAGGAAAUGGAUCUAUGGGGAUGGGUCCAGGUCCUGGCAACAUGGGUAGUUGUGGUCCUUUAGCAGGGAUGAGCGGUAUGGCAAUGGGUGGUCCAGGAGGGCAAGGAGUAGGUCCAAUGGGACAAAAUAUGGGAAUGUUUGGACCAAAGCCAAUGCCAGUAAGUGCUGGCAAAGUGUACCCGCCUGACCAACCGAUGGUGUUCAAUCCCCAAAACCCUAAUGCCCCACCCAUAUACCCCUGUGGAGUCUGUCACAAAGAAGUGCAUGACAAUGAUCAAGCAAUAUUAUGUGAAUCUGGGUGUAACUUUUGGUUUCAUAGAGGGUGCACGGGGCUUACAGAGCCAGCCUUCCAGCUGCUGACGGCGGAAGUGUAUGCUGAAUGGGUUUGUGACAAGUGCCUACACUCAAAAAACAUACCACUGGUGAAGUUUAAGCCAUAGCGUUGCGCUGCUCCCCCCUCGCCCCCCUUCCUACCACCCAUUUGAGUCAAACCUCCUUACAUCACAAUAUAUUUAUUUCACUGCAUCAAAUAAGAUGUAUACUAAGUGAACACAAAUGUAGUAGGCUUGGGCAUGAAGUUGGUCUGUCUUGACACAAGAAUUGGAAUGUUGGUACCCUAGCUAAGAAAGAUCUCAUGUUGGAUAGUAACAUUAAAUUAAGAAAGUAAAUGUAUUCAAGACUUAAUAUUGGUUUAAAUGCUGUUAAAUCAAUGAUUUGAUUACUAGUAACUCCACAAAAUGGUUGGUGAAUAGGUUAUUGAUAAAAUUGCAGACGGUCCUGUUAUGUCUAGUCUGUUAUGAUUGUCAUUUUAUUUAUUAUUAACCUAAAUCUAAGAAAUUGUGGUUUAUAAACCUUGUAUGGAAUAUAUAUAACAAGACAAGUGUUCCUGUCACAACGCAUAUCUGUUGAAGCAAAUAAAUGUUAAAGUAUUGGUAGCACAUUAAUGGACACGGAAAUCCAAAGUAUAAGCAAUAUAAAUGUCUGCCCAAGAAGUUUUUGAUGCCUGUUAUGCGUGUUGCUUUAGUCUUUGUGCAUAUUGUAAAUAUUUUUAGAUGAAUAAGUUAUAAACAUUCUCCGCCUUAUGAAAAUGGUGACCUAUAUGUAAACAUUCAAUUUUAAAUGAAGUACACAUUAGAUCCGUACAUGGUCUUUUACACAUUGUAUUAUCGUAGUUGUGACUGAGACUACGAGCCUCAGGAUGACGACGCUAAGACAGUUUGUAAGACACCUUAGGUGAUCUUAGUUUCACUAUAAAUACAUACAUUAAUAAUGUACUUAUAAUUUCGGUGCCCUAGUUUGCAUGUAACAUUACGCGCGAUAUUUUUAUGUACUUGUAAAUAUGAUGAAUCCAUACGCUUUGUUAAGUAUAAGGGUGUUAAUGUGUUUGUCAAUUUUUUAACUUUUGGAGAUUUUUUUAAUAAUAAUAAACAUGUUGUAUAAGUUGUGUAAAUAUACAAAUAGCUUAUAGUUAACUGAGAUUAUACACUGGAGUUGCUGGCUCCUCGCCUACACGGUUGUGACGUCAGCUGGUCGUGUAGUACCGUACCGUACACAUUCUAGUGCAGCUUUUCGAAUUACUUUAAUGAAUAUGUUUUAUUUGGAGCCAGUACACAAUUUGAGAAUCUUUGUUUCAGUCAUUACAAUUAAUUUAUAGAAAUCAAUUGAGUAUAAUUAUGUAAACAAUAGUUAAUGAUGCAUAUAAAAUUAUUGACCUGGUGGCUUACUUAACAAUUAAUUAUCUUGUGACUGAAUAAUAAUGAAGGAAUAAGUACAAUGCGUUUUGUUGUAUUAAGAUAAAUAACAGAUCUUUUCUUUAAAAUGAAGUUUAUCUCUACAGUAAUUAAAAUGAUAUGGGCUUAAACUAUUCAAUCUGAUACUAUAUUCACGAAUCAAAUCUAAAUGACUUGACUUUAGUGCAAUCUUCUCCUUAUAUGAAGAUUCUCCGCCGACUUAAAACUGUAAACUGUUAAAACUUUUCCAACAUGCAGAAAAUGGAAAGAGAGACCUAUAUAUAGAAGCUACAAUCUUGAUAUGGGAUUACCCCAAACGGUUGUUUUGAUAUAUUUCAUGACUACGAAUAUGAUAAUUAUUUAUUACAUUGAGAUAAUUUUGUCAAUUCACUUUUAACAAAUCCAUAUUACCUACUGCUUUGUUUUAUCAUGCAGUCUCAUUUUGUUUGUAAGAUUUUGAUACACCCUUAAAUAAUGCAAAUUAUAAAAGUAAGCAUCAUGACCAGGCAAUAUUUUGAUUUUAGAGAUUAAAUUUCAGAACCUGAGGUCGCUGAGUCAGUUUGGAUAUAUUUUUAUAUGCAAUAUUAGUUGGAAAUUGAAUUGUCUUCAAUGACGAAAAGCAUCAUUCUGUUAAAUGUUUUUAACCCAUGUUUUUUUUAACAUAUGAGUGUAAUCAAGUUUUAGAUAACCAUGACAUUGUUUUCAGUACUCUUUCAAUCGGUUGAAGGUACUCUAAAUUUGAUAUGUUUUCUUUAUAUUUUAGGAUUGUAAAAUUAAAACUUAUUUAAAUUAUUUCAUGCGCAAAAUGUAUUUGGAUGAUAAGAAUGGGAAUCGUACUUGGGUUCUAAAAUAUUUUCGUCAUUCUAAAACUUGGCAAACGAGAGAAAUACAUAAGUAUUUAUGAUUGUGUAAAUAUAUUUAAUAUUAUGACUCCACGAAUAAUUGCUGAUAAUUGAAUUGUACAGUUACUUAUAAUUUAGAACUUUAUUAGGAUAUUCGGCCAUGAAUGUAAUAAUAAUUUGAUGCCGCGAGCACAUCACAAUUAGUCGACGGGAGACUGCUGCUAUUGUAUAUUAAUUUCACUUGUAAAUGUUACUUAAGUAUUACACUAUUCAUACAACGCAAUGGUUGUCAAUGGCGAUAAGCUGUAAUUCAAAAUAUUUUAUGAAAUCUAAAAUAGAAUAUCAGUGGUCUUAAAAACUUGUGCAUAGUUUAUUUUGUAUUAUGUGAAUAAUAACAAGCAAUAAUAAAAUUGUUAUUGAGGAUA